UUAAUCAACCGCUACACUCAUUCUUAACACAAAACGGAAAUGAUCUUAACACCUCUGUCGAUAGUGGUAAUUCUAGUUUUCGGAGCAUUGCUGCGUUGAUAGUCUUCGCGAAAUCGCAGGUCAAGGGCAAAAGAGGUGUGGACGACCUCUCCCAAGAUCUAAUGAAAUUCUUCAAGGGCAAAUGCAGGCCUCUGGGAACAGCUGACUCAAGUUGCUAUGUGGAAUCAAGAGAGGAGGAACCAGGACUUUAUCUUGACAGGUGUCCGUGUGUUAGAGAACACUUCUGCGAGGGAAAUGGGAUGAUCCUCCCUCCUUUGGGAGAGUCAGGUGUGUGUCGACCAAAGGUCGAGAAAUGUAACGACGUAAAGGACUGCGGUAAAAACGAAUGCUGUGCUAGCAGGGUGCGACCCAGGGAAAGCGUGACCUGACCAAAAGUUUCUCUGGCACAUGUCAACCGAUGGGGACGACUGGA
This is a messenger RNA of Dreissena polymorpha, 472 nucleotides long. RefSeq lists its product as uncharacterized. Lineage: Eukaryota; Metazoa; Mollusca; Bivalvia; Myida; Dreissenidae. The transcript has 5 exons. The record is from RefSeq and is a predicted model, not a curated record. Bases 162 to 428 code for a protein of 88 amino acids.